This is a messenger RNA of Psylliodes chrysocephalus, 1497 nucleotides long. NCBI's taxonomy places the organism in Eukaryota, Metazoa, Arthropoda, Insecta, Coleoptera, Chrysomelidae. The record is from the annotation of a GenBank genome assembly.
AUGCCUCCAACACCGAAAAGAGACUGCGGUGUUAUAUUAUUUGACGUAGCUUCAUCAAAAAAAUCUGAACUUUUAAACGGUCUACUAAAAUUCGCAUCGUUCAGAUGGUUUAUGAAUUCGAAGAGUAUGUACAGAUUAAUUUUAGUAAACUCCGCUGAAACUAGAAACAGAGGAAAUUAUCCUCAUAUAUAUACAUGUAAUGAUUUAGAAGAAUUCGAUCCCAAACUUAUAGUUCAAGAAAUAGAAAAUAUGCAACCGGGCGAAUCUAACUGGGUAGAUGCCCUACGAGUGGGAAUCCUUGCUUUAAAGGAGGUUGUUGAAAUGGCUGGAAUUGUUAGUCUUCAACUAAUUUUCUUCACCGGUUUUGAUAAUAUUACUCCAAAUUUCGAUGAUACUUCUAUUCAAAAGGUGAUAAAUAUAAUUAAUAAAUAUGAGAAUAUGUAUUUGUAUAUCAUUGGACCUGAUGUUACACUUCCCUUUGCUAUAACGAGUCAGCAGUCUAUUGCUAAUUGCAUGCAGGAACUGCAAGUAGACCAGACAAACCAGAAUUUGGUAGUAGCUCAUAGAAUAGUUACUAGUGUUAAGAAUGCAGUUAUGUGUAAUACAAAAGUUGGCACACCACACCUUUUGAUAUGUUUUAGAAAUAGCCAAGGAACUCAACCCUGGAAAGUACCAUUGAUGUUUGGUGGAAAAUUGUCCAUACCAGCAUCAACUGUUAAAAUAAUCAGGAAAGAUCUUGCAUUGAAAUUGCAAGCACCGAUAUGUCAAAGUUACGUCAAAAUUUUGGCCGAUGAUCGCAUGCAACAAGUCGACGAUGCUGAUAUAGUAAAAGGUCUAGUCAGACACAAUAAGUUCACACAAAUUGACGAAUCACAAUUCAAACUUGAAACUCAAAGAUGUUUCGAUGUACUGGGUUUUACAGACAAAAAGUUUUUACCUGAAACUUACAUAAAGGGCGAUGAUACAUUUUAUGUAUUACCUAAUGAAGCUACUGAAGAUGGUUUUCAAGCUUUCACGUAUUUGGUGACAAUCUGCCACGAAAGCGACAAAUAUGCUAUAGUAAAAAGGAUUUAUUCUCCAAAUAAUAAACCUAGAUACUACGUGUUGAUACCAGCAGUUGAUACUACUCCAAAAUAUUUCGUUAUGACCGGUUUACCAUACGCUGGACUUUUGCUAGAGCACCAAUACAAGACACCUAUUGAACCCAAGGAAGAAGUAAUAGAGGACGAUUUUCACAGAUUUUUCAAUAGUAUGAUCGUCGAAAAUAAAGAUUGCAAGGCUGGAAUUGAAUCAGGUCCCAUAAUGAUGUUGGACAUACAUCAGCAGAAGAUAGUCGACGCCGCAGCUAAGAAGAAGGCGAUGAGAGAGGAUUUUGAUUUAGAAAGUUUGGAUGUUUGCGAUCACGAAUCGGUCGCGGAAAAUCCGUUUAUGGAAAUUUUUAAGGAUGCUUGGCCCGUCCGCAGUAUUGACGGUGCAGAUCCGUCCACUGAAAAUUAA